GCCACCAUUCCUAAGAUGCUCUCCAAUCUUAUCAGCAAGCAAAAGACUAUCUCCUUCAUUGGUUGCCUCUUGCAGAUGUACUUCUUUCAUUCACUUGGAAACACUGAGGGAGUCUUGCUGACUGUCAUGGCCAUCGACAGAUAUGUAGCCAUCUGCAGACCACUUCACUAUCCAACAAUCAUGACCUCCAGGCUAUGUGCUCAGCUCUCUGCAGGCUCCUGUAUCUUUGGUUUUAUGAUCCUUCUACCAGAGAUUGUAUGGAUUUCAACUUUACCCUUCUGUGGUCCCAAUCUAAUCCACCAGAUCUUCUGUGAUUUCACCCCCUUGUUGAAUUUAACAUGUACGGAUGCAUCUGUGAUUCUGGUGCAAGAUGUGAUUCAUGCUCUUGCCAUUAUGAUAACAGCUCUGGUUAUUUCUCUUUCUUAUAUCAGAAUUAUCUUUGUGAUCUUAGGCAUCCCUUCAGCUGAGGGUCGCAAGAAGGCCUUUUCCACGUGUGCUGCCCAUAUUGCUGUCUUCCUGCUGUUUUUUGGCAGUGUGAGCCUCAUGUAUCUCAGAUUUUCUGCUACUUACACACCCUUCUGGGACACUGUGAUUGCUCUGAUGUUCUCUGUGCUUGCUCCCUUUUUCAAUCCUAUUAUAUAUAGCCUGCGGAAUAAGGAUAUGAAAGAGGCAAUUAAGAAGCUCCUUUGUUCUCAGAAAGUGUUUACUAUAUCUCAAAAGUAA
Molecule: messenger RNA, 723 nt
Organism: Echinops telfairi (small Madagascar hedgehog)
Lineage: Eukaryota; Metazoa; Chordata; Mammalia; Afrosoricida; Tenrecidae
Product: olfactory receptor 6K3-like
Exons: 1
Biological process (GO): G protein-coupled receptor signaling pathway
Cellular component (GO): membrane
Molecular function (GO): G protein-coupled receptor activity; olfactory receptor activity
Source: RefSeq, a predicted model, not a curated record